GUGAAUGGCUAAUGCAAGUUUACUAUUGUGAAUGGAUAAAGUAUUUGGCGCAAAGCUAGUUGAUUUCCUGAUUUAGAAUUAGAUUAUAUGGUUUGGUUUGUUUCAAAGAUAACACGUUUAAAUGUCGCAGAAGAAUGAAGAGCUGAAGCUCAAGCACCUUUUUGAUGGCGGCGCUUGGAAUGUAUACGAGCCGGAUAUUUUAAAUCUAGGCGUCGGUGCUCCAGGCACAGAUUUAUUGGAGCCAUGCUGUGAUAUUUUCCAGCAGGCAACUGCGCAUAAAAUGAAAGAUGAAAAGCAAAACAAGUCGCUACUUUUUCAAUACGGGCCAACAAGUGGUUGUUAUGAAGUACGCAAUGAAAUCGCCAAGUAUUUCAGCAAAAUGUACAACAAUCCCGUCAGCAGUGAGGACUUGAUAAUCACAACUGGCGCCACGCAAGGAUUGCAUUUCGUGCUCUCUACUCUGAUCGACUUUAAUGGCUACAUAUUUGUUGAUGAGUUCACAUAUAUGAUUGCUUUGGACAGCAUGAAACAUUUUACAAGCCUUCAAAUUGUUCCCCUUAAACUAAACGAAGAUGGUGUUGAUCUCAACGAUCUUGAGGUGAAGGUAAGCGAACGGCAAUUCAAAUCGGAGAGCAAGGAAUUUUGGGCCAUUUACUAUACGAUACCCACAUACCAUAAUCCAACUGGCAUAUUGUUCUCUCCAACUGUUUGUCGUGGAAUUGUGCAGUUGGCACGCAAAUUCGACUUUUUAGUGCUGUGCGACGAUGUCUAUAACAUUCUGCACUAUGGUGAAAAGCCUUUACUUUCGCGUCUUUUCGCCUAUGAUGAACAAACGGAUGCGGAUUACGUUGGCAAUGUCAUAUCCAAUGGCAGCUUUUCCAAGAUUAUUGGACCUGGGGUGCGCUUAGGCUGGCUGGAGGUUCCCCCACGCAUCAAACCGCAGCUUGAUCGCAGUGGCAUUAUUAACAGCGGUGGUUGCUUCAACAACUAUACAUCCGGAAUUUUGGGCAGUCUAUUUGAGUUGCAGUUGGCGCAACCGCAUAUUGAACGGCUCCACACCGCAUACCAGGAGCGAAUGUUGGCCACCACAGCAGUACUUGAGACUGAUUUGCCUGAAAGCUGUCACUUCUUGACGCCUACUGGCGGUUACUUUAUUUGGAUACGUUUGCCAGAUCAGCUGGAUGCGCGAGAUUUUCUGGCAUACAGCUUACAGCAUGAGAAGAUUUCGUUCAUUGCCGGGACACGUUUUGCAGUAGAAGAAGGCAAAGGUAAGCAAUUCUUCCGUUUAUCUAUAGCCUUCCACGACAAGGCAAAAUUAGCGGAUGGCACCAGGCGCCUGUGUCUGGCCCUAAGGACUUUUAUGAAGAAAUGAGUGUUAUUAUAUUUUGAUUUUAUGAUAUGGCCAAAUGGUUUUUAUUGUUUGUU
Drosophila grimshawi is the source of this 1425-nucleotide messenger RNA. RefSeq names its product 2-aminoadipate transaminase. Gene Ontology annotation, biological process: biosynthetic process. The record is from RefSeq and is a predicted model, not a curated record. Gene Ontology annotation, molecular function: pyridoxal phosphate binding; L-2-aminoadipate:2-oxoglutarate transaminase activity. The transcript is spliced from 4 exons. The coding region runs from base 122 to 1372 and encodes 416 amino acids. NCBI's taxonomy places the organism in Eukaryota, Metazoa, Arthropoda, Insecta, Diptera, Drosophilidae.